Messenger RNA from Marchantia polymorpha subsp. ruderalis, 4322 nucleotides. The record is from the annotation of a GenBank genome assembly. NCBI's taxonomy places the organism in Eukaryota, Viridiplantae, Streptophyta, Marchantiopsida, Marchantiales, Marchantiaceae.
CAGACUUCUUUCACCUCAUCAUCACUUGGGGGUUUGCUGCCUGCCCCUACACUUUCACAAGUUUCCGUUUCUCCCUCUCCCUCUCAUCUCUUCAUCGCUCGCUCGCACUACUCUCUUCUCUUGUUCUCCUUAGCUCCGGUCUUUGGCACUCCUGUCUCCUUUCCGCUUCUCACUUCAGCGGGCUCUGAGUGAGCGAGUGCGUGUGCUUGUGCGUGAGCGAGCGAGCGAGCGAGCGAGAGCGCUGGCUUGCUUCCUUGCUUCUUCCUUUUCCCUCUUCCCUCUUGACUUACUCGCUCACCUCCUCCCUUCGAGUCGAGUCGUAAGGAGCAGGCGAUUGGGGCGAGUUCACGCUAAGUGUCCAACGCUUCCCUUGUCCACUUUUAUUCUGCUCGGUGCGGGAGCGAGAGGGAGACAGUGCGAGAGACAGUGAGAGGGAGGGAGGGAGGGAGGGAGAGAGUGACAGAGAGAGAGAGAGUGUGCGUUCUCGUGUGGUGUUGUGGGGGGUGUUGUGGGGGAGGAGGGUGCCGGGGGCGGAAUUGUCCUCAAUGGAUUGAGAGAAUCGGAGAUUUCCCUGUCGCCUCAUUCUUUUUGGGAUUCGCUCGCGCUGCCAGCGGACGGGUGGGCGGUGAGACGACGUGAUAGAGCGGGCGCUCACGUGAAUGAUUUCGGGCGAGCUCGUAUCCGGCUACUGAGCACGGAGCAAUGCGUUUUUGGGGGUCCAGGAACAAGUCAGAGGAAUUGUGUAUGUCAUCGAGAGGGGAUAUCUAGAGUUUAUAAUCCGACGUAAUAUAUUAUCGCUCGCUCGCUCGCUGCCGCUGCUGCCUGUGCUGCGCGCCUCGCAUGUCGAUUGGGCCCGAGCAGCAGCAACGACGUGGGGGAGGAGGAUUUAUGGUCUAGUCCGCGCCUCGGCUGGACCCGCCAGGGAGUCGGUGCGUCGCAGCAAAUUUUGACAUUGGAAGCUAUCGAGCGCCGCGGAUUAGAUCUUCCGACCUGCGGCCCGGCGGAACGAUCUCGCACUCCAGCAGCCGCAGCAGCUGGUCACGUGCGCCAUCGGGCUCAUGUGAUAGACACAAGAUCCAGCGGAGGGGCACGGAUGGAAAUUGAGUUCUGGAGCACCCCGAUGUGAAUUCACAGGCUUCGCAACGCAACGCAACGCAGCUCUCCACUUGCGCGCGGCUCUCUCUCUCUCUCUCUCUCCCUCUCGUCCCGACUCGACCCGACGACGACGACGCGACGACGAGGGUCAUCAGCGAGCGCGAGCCUUAUGUGAAUCGGGUGAUCGAACAGAUUGGGGAGUAGAGGAGGCGGGGGAGGAAAAUUAGCCAGGGGUUAUACACAGCAGUCACAACGGCCAAGGUCGCCCGAGGUGGGUAUGUGUACAUGGCGGGGGUGGAUCAUGCCACCGGUAUCCCUCAUGGCCACGACCAAAAUCAAUCGAUGCAUCCGCGCGAUCAGCAACCGCACACGUCCGAGGACGAGAACAGCGGCAGCAGCGGACCUGGCAGAGGGAAGAAGCGAGGCAAGAUUGAGGGGAAGCCUGGCGGGCCGCCUGUGGGGCAGGAGGGCACAGGGGGGCGCAAGCCGCGCGGUAGGCCACCAGGAUCGAAAAAUAAGCCCAAGCCCCCAAUCUACAUAACGCGCGACACCGGCAGCGGCAUGAGGCCGCAUGUGCUCGAGGUGCAAGGGGGCAGCGACGUCGGGGAGAGCGUCGCGGCCUUCGCCCGGAGGCGGGGGCGCGGCGUGUGCGUGCUCGGGGGCAGCGGCACGGUGGCCAACGUCACGCUCCGGCAGCCGGCGGCCCCCGGCGCCACCGUGACCUUCCAUGGCCGCUUCGACAUUCUGUCGCUGUCGGGCGCGUUUCUGCCCCCGCCGGCGCCGACGAGCGCCGCGGGGCUGACCAUCGCGCUGGCCGGGGCCGCCGGGCAGGUCGUGGGGGGCACGGUGGUGGGGGGCCUGCAGGCCGCAGGCCCCGUGCUGGUGAUCGCGGCGUCGUUCCAGGGCGCGACGUUCGACCGAUUGCCGCUGCCGGACGAGGGCGACGACGGGCAAGGCCAUCCCCAAAUUACGCAGGGGUCCGAGUACGGCGGUGCGCUGUAUAGUGUGAACCCGCAGAUGGGUGUCAGUGCAUGCCAACUCACGAGUUCGGACGUGAAUGUGAUGUCCUGGGCCACCGCUCCACGCCCUCCUCCCUACUGAAGAAACGAAAAGUCAUUGCUUUGCUCGCCUCCUACCAAGGUCACGCUCGAGUUGUCCUCGACGUCCCCAUGCCAGACAGGAGAUGGAGAUUUGUUCAUCAGGGCCCAUGCAUUGAAACUCCUGCAAGUUUAUCAUAGACGGCAUCAAUUCACCCGCUCUCGACUCGACACUGGUUCUCUCUCAGGCUAGGGAUGCACAUGCAGGCAGGCAGGCAGGCAGGCAGGCAGGCAGUUGCGUGUCGCCGCAGCAGCAGCUGCAGCUGUGUUCUUUUCGUUUCUUCUCCCCCGACGAGCCAGCCACAGCCACAGCCACCGCACCGCACAGCCAGCAGCAGCCGCAGCAGCAGCAGCAGCAGCCCGCCCCACUGUUGUAGUACGCGCCAGGACGACACAUUUGGAUUGAUCUGUACAAUAUAGAGCAGCGGCCAUCUCUCACUUUCACGGUUGUGACGUCCUGCCAUUCAUCAACCGACCGCUCGCCUCGCUUCGCCUCACGAGUGCGACGCCACAAGCUGAGAGUCUUUCAUGGGAGGUUUGAACUUGAUUGUGAUCACCCUCCCCUUUCCCCUUUCCCACCCUUCCUUAACUUCCGCUUGUCCGUCCUCUAUUUUUCUUUUUAUUUUUCACUUCCCUUACUUCCCACAUCAUCUUCUUGACAAACACCACCGAUAUCGUCAUUCCAUUCGCCUUCCUCCGUCUCCGACUCCAUCUCCACCUCCAUUCUACGCUGCGUAUACCCUCCUGUCCUGUCCUGACCUGCCCUCGCCUUCCCUUGCCUUGCCUUCCCGUCCGUUUAAUUGCUCCAUCCCCGUCUCCCUCUCCCUCUCCCCCUCCCUAUUUCUGUCUGUCUGCCUCGGGCACACACGCACGUAACUAGGAAUGUGGCAUCGUAAAGCAGUCAAGUAAAUGUAGCAGAAAUCGAGAGAUAGUACAGUAGAUGUGCUGGUCAGGUUUGGCAUGGCAUAAAGUGCAGUUACGCCCAAUUUUUCAUUGUUCUUCCUCUCGCUCUUCUGAAGCUGAUGCAGCACAGCAACACUUUUAUGAACAGGAAGGAUGCGCCUGCAUUAGUCGGACGACUGAGAGCAAAGCAGGGGAUGUAAGGAUCAGCUUAAUGUAAGGAAUUUGCUCGAGUCAAACCGCUCGGUUUGUUGGGUGUGUCUGUGAUGGGCGUAUGAAGUUUCGACCGGGGCUUGAUUCAUUAUCCCUCAAAUAAGCACAAAUAAAGCGAAGGACGGCAUUGGCGCCCGGCGCCCGCUGCUGCUCGUCGCUUUACCCGGAGAGGAGGGAGGGGGAGAGAGGCGGGACUAAAUGUUUGUCAAGUGGGACCUCAGGAUCAGAUGUAAUUCAUAGAGCAGUAAAGUAGCAGAAAUCAUCAUCAUCAUCAUCAUCAUCAGAAAUAAAAGGAGAUGCGGAUUAAAGCAUCUAUAUUUCGAAGCCCUGAGACUGCAGUUUGGUCGGUCCAAACUCCACAAUCUCCGUGUCUCUCCGCUCCUUCGAUCCUCUCUCGCCCCGUCUCAUCCUCCCGCCCAAUUCCCCUCGUCUUUUUUCUUUUCUUUUCUGCUCUCCUCUCCUCUCCUCUCCUCUCCUCCCAUCUCCCUGUGUCUGCGUAGAUCCUGAGGCGGUGUCCCUGUGGGUGGAAGUGAAGGUCCGGUCGCUACUCUACCUGUGCAUGGUCUCUCGUCCUCUCCUCGUUCAAUCCACUCGUGUGCGUUCUGGUGCUCGAACCAUCCAUCCCGAGAGGUCUGUCUGAACUCAUGCCGUCUGCAACAAUGAGGCAGCCAUGUGAACACUUCGAGUAGUUGAAAUUGUGAUUGCUUUAUUUACACUAACUUCAGCCGCUUCCCCACCAGCAGGAGUGGUGAUCGGGGGUAAUGUCAUACUUUCGAUACUUUUAAUAAUCGUUUACUUGGAAAUUUCAGCCUCUGUGCUAUUUUUGCUUUCGAAUCCGUGCGCGUCUCAUGUUGAAUGCUAGAUUUUUCCUUCUCGUUCGCCUCCGCCGCUUGAAUUUCGUCCGAGUUGAAUUCCUUCUUAUUUUUGACGAUUGCAAUUCCGCUACUGGGACGAUUUCAAUCGCGUGCACAAACGGACCGGACCGGACCAGACCGGACCAGACCAGACCAGGCCAGG